UCUAAUUUCCCAUAAGCCUCCAUGUCCACACUAACCUCGGUCUCAGGGUCCCUUUCCAGUGUCCACAAGGUUCUCGGACUCUGCGUGCUGAGUCGGUCGCGUCCGAGGAAGUAAAUCAGCGCCGGGUGACUGGGAGGGCUCAGCGAGCUGUGGCGGAGUCGGAUCAGAACUGGCAGCGAGGAUGCGGGUGACACUCGGGAGUUGCUGGAAGUAAAAAGGCCGGGACAGCUUGUCGUGUCCAGAGCCUCAAGCCUGCGUGCACGCGAGCAGCUGAGCUGGAUGGUGUGUGACAGACGGCGUGACAGGGCUGAAAGGUGACUCCGUGAUGACUUUGAAGGUGGCUUACCUACUUCAUGUUGAUUGAAGAAUUUUGACAGUGAACAUAUCAUUGUAUUGAUGAGGGACAGCUACAGGACGCUCAAGAGCUGUUGUGGCUUUUCUGGAUCCUGUGCUUCACCAGUAGAGGAAUCAAUGGAUCAUUAAUUARCUCUCACAAUUCUAAAACCAUGACUGAUGAAUUGGUGACAUUCAGGGAUGUGGCCAUCGACUUCUCUCAGGAGGAGUGGGAGUACCUGGACCCGGCUCAGAGGGACUUGUACAUGGAUGUGAUGUUGGAGAACUAUAGUAACUGGGUGUCGCUGGAUUUGGACUCAACAUUUGAGACCAAAAGUAUAUUUUCAAAAAAGGACAUUUUUGAAAUAAAAUUUUCCCGCUGGGAUACAAAGGAAGAAAGUAAAACCCUGGGCCUUGAGGCAUCCAUUUUCAGAAAUAAUUGGAAGUGCAAAAACAAAUUUGAAGGACUACAGAAACAUCAAGAGGGAUACUUAAGUCAAAUGAUUAUCAGCUAUGAAAAAAUACCCACAUACAGAAAAAAUAAAUCUCUUAUUCAACAGGAAAGAAUUCAUGAUAGAGAGAAACCAUGUGUUUGUAAGGAAUGUGGAAAGACUUGUAGUUAUGGCUCAAAACUUGUUCAACAUGAGAGAACUCAUAUAACUGAAAAACGCUUUGAAUGUAAAAAAUGCGGGRAAAACUUUUUUAGUGCCUAUCAACUGAGUGUGCAUCAGAGAUUUCAUACUGGUGAGAAACCCUAUGAAUGUAAAGAAUGUGGCAAGACCUUCAGUUGGGGAUCCAGCCUUAUUAAACAUGAGAGAAUCCAUACUGGGGAGAAGCCCUAUGAAUGUAAAGAAUGUGGGAAAGCCUUCAGUCGUGGCUAUCACCUUACUCAACAUCAGAAAAUUCAUAUUGGUGUGAAGUCUUAUGAAUGUAAGGAGUGUGGGAAGGCGUUUUUUUGGGGUUCAAGCCUUGCUAAACAUGAGAUAAUUCAUACAGGUGAGAAACCUUAUAAAUGUAAAGAAUGUGGGAAGGCCUUCAGCCGUGGCUAUCAACUAACUCAGCAUCAGAAAAUCCAUACUGGUAAGAAACCUUAUGAAUGCAAGGUUUGUGGAAAGGCUUUUUGUUGGGGUUAUCAGCUCACUCGACAUCAAAUAUUUCACACUGGUAAGAAACCCUACCAAUGUAAUGAAUGUGGGAAGACCUUUAAUUGUGGAUCAAGUCUUGUUCAACAUGAGAGAAUCCAUACAGGUGAGAAGCCUUAUGAAUGCAAAGAAUGUGGGAAAGCCUUCAGUCGUGGUUAUCGUCUUACUCAACAUCAGAAGAUCCAUACUGGUGAGAAACCUUUCAAAUGUAAGGAAUGUGGAAAGGCCUUUAGUUGGGGUUCAAGUCUUGUUAAACAUGAGAGAGUCCAUACUGGUGAGAAAUCCUAUGUAUGUAGAGAAUGUGGGAAAGCCUUUGGUAGCAGGUAUCAGCUUACUCAACAUCAGAUAUUUCAUACUGGCAAGAAGYCCUACCACUGUAAGGAAUGUGGGAAGACCUUUAACUGUGGAUCAAGUCUUGUUCAACAUGAGAGAAUUCAUACUGGUGAGAAGCCUUAUCRGUGCAAAGAAUGUGGGAAAGCCUUCAGUCGUGGCUAUCAUCUUACUCAACAUCAGAGGAUCCAUACUGGUGAGAAACCUUUUGAAUGUAAGGAAUGUGGAAAGGCCUUUAGCUGGGGUUCAAGUCUUGUUAAACAUGAGAGAGUCCAUACUGGUGAGAAAUCCUAUGAAUGUAAAAAAUGUGGGAAAGCCUUUGGUAGUGGCUAUCAACUUCAUGUUCAUGAACAAUUUCAUUCCAGUGAGAAACUUUAUCAACAUGAGGAAUUUGGGGAGACCUUUACUCAUAGUUCAAGUCUUGUUAAACAUGAGAGAGUCCAUACUGGUGAGAAAUCCUAUGUAUGUAGAGAAUGUGGGAAAGCCUUUGGUAGCGGAUAUCAGCUUACUCAACAUCAGAUAUUUCAUACUGGACAGCUUAACAUGAGAGACAAGCCCUACAAAUGUGAAAAAUGUGAUAAUACCUUCCGUCGAUUUUCCAGUCUGCAAGCCCAUCAGAGAGUGCACAGUCCUCUGCUAGUCCACCCAGGAGAGAAACCCUAUAAAUGUGAGGAGUGUGGAGUGAGCUUCAGCCAGAGCUCUUAUCUUCAAGUCCAUCAGAGAGUCCACACUGGAAAGAAACCUUAUAAAUGUGAAGAGUGUGGGAAGGGCUUCAGUUGGCGUUCACGACUACAGGCCCAUCAGCGAAUCCACACUGGAGAGAAACCAUACAAAUGCAAUGCAUGUGGCAAGGGCUUUAGUUAUAGCUCACACCUUAACAUUCACUGUAGAAUCCACACAGGGGAGAAACCCUACAAAUGUGAGGAGUGUGGGAAAGGCUUCAGUGUGGGUUCACACCUUCAAGCCCAUCAGAUAAGCCACACUGGAGAGAAACCAUACAAAUGUGAGGAGUGUGGGAAGGGUUUCUGUCGGGCCUCAAAUCUUCUGGACCAUCAGAGAGGCCAUACUGGAGAGAAACCGUAUCAGUGUGAUGCUUGUGGUAAGGGCUUCAGUCGUAGCUCAGAUUUUAACAUUCAUUUUAGAGUCCAUACAGGAGAAAAACCCUAUAAAUGUGAGGAGUGUGGUAARGGCUUCAGUCAGGCCUCAAAUCUUCUGGCCCAUCAGAGAGGCCACACUGGAGAAAAGCCAUACAAAUGUGGUACUUGUGGGAAGGGCUUCAGUCGGAGUUCAGAUCUUAACGUUCACUGUAGAAUCCAUACAGGAGAGAAACCCUAUAAAUGUGAAAAGUGUGGCAAGGCUUUCAGUCAGUUCUCAAGUCUUCAAGUGCAUCAGAGAGUCCACACUGGGGAGAAACCAUAUCAGUGUGCUGAGUGUGGGAAGGGCUUCAGUGUAGGUUCUCAGCUUCAAGCCCAUCAGAGGUGCCACACUGGAGAGAAACCAUAUCAAUGUGCAGAGUGUGGGAAGGGCUUCUGUCGGGCCUCAAACUUUCUGGCUCAUCGUGGCGUCCACACAGGAGAAAAACCAUACCGAUGUGAUGUGUGUGGAAAGCGUUUUCGACAGAGAUCCUACCUUCAAGCCCACCAGAGGGUACACACUGGAGAGAAGCCAUACAAAUGUGAGGAAUGUGGGAAGGUUUUCAGUUGGAGCUCAUACCUUCAAGCCCAUCAGAGAGUUCACACUGGAGAAAAACCAUACACAUGUGAGGAGUGUGGGAAGGGCUUCAGUUGGAGCUCAAGUCUUAUAAUUCAUCAGAGAAUCCAUGCUGAUGAUGAGGGUGAUAAGGACUUCCCUUCAUCAUAAACUGUAAAAUUUUAUGUUUUAGUAUCUCAAAUGUGUGCUGAAAUAGUCCAAUUA
Molecule: messenger RNA, 3719 nt
Organism: Urocitellus parryii (Arctic ground squirrel)
Lineage: Eukaryota; Metazoa; Chordata; Mammalia; Rodentia; Sciuridae
Source: RefSeq, a predicted model, not a curated record